Molecule: messenger RNA, 528 nt
Organism: Phalaenopsis equestris
Lineage: Eukaryota; Viridiplantae; Streptophyta; Magnoliopsida; Asparagales; Orchidaceae
Product: transcriptional regulator SUPERMAN-like
Exons: 1
Coding region: 1-528 (175 amino acids)
Source: RefSeq, a predicted model, not a curated record
AUGGAAGAAGAGGAAGAAGGAGAGGAGGAGAAGCAGAAGGCAACAAGCGAUAAUCAGGCCGAAUCAACUGAGCCGGCUGCUGACGAACCGGGGACUUCGGCCGGCUCAGUCCGGUUCUACGAUUGCAUCUUCUGUAAGAGAGGUUUCACCACGGCUCAGGCAUUGGGCGGGCACAUGAACAUCCACCGGAAAGAUCGGGCUCGUUUGCAGCCUGCUGGGCCGUCGUCAUCCAGCCCAAAAAGAGGCGAAAAGGCCUACCAUCCUUAUUCCAGGCCCCAAAGCGGGCCUGUCUCGAAACAAACGGUGGAUCAGUCCUAUGUGGUUUACUUUCCGGUUUCAUCGGGGGAAGGCUUGAUGACGGAGCUGGUUCAGGCCGGCGAAGAGCUGCAGCUUGGGUUGGGCCGGCCAGGCCCGAAGGAGGAGGGGGAGGAGGGGAAGAAGAAGGAGGUGGUGGUUGAGGAGGAUUUGGAUUUGGAGCUCAGACUUGGUCAGCGUAAAUCUCAUGAUUCGUCAUCAUCAGAUUUGUAG